This is a messenger RNA of Suillus plorans, 870 nucleotides long. RefSeq lists its product as uncharacterized. The transcript has 14 exons. The coding region runs from base 1 to 870 and encodes 289 amino acids. The record is from RefSeq and is a predicted model, not a curated record. NCBI's taxonomy places the organism in Eukaryota, Fungi, Basidiomycota, Agaricomycetes, Boletales, Suillaceae.
AUGACCGCUUCCGUCGUACCUCAGGAUGAUUUCCUUAUGGCAGUAUGGAGUAUUCAGGUGCUGAAUUAUUCCGAUGUCGUGGUGGCUACUCUUUUGGUUUAUGAUUCAUUGUUAAGAUUCCAACAAGAUGCAGCUUUUCUCGCCCAAGCCAACAUGAAUGUUCCAAAACUUCUGUAUAUUGGAGCUCGCUAUAUGCCAUUGUUGAUGCCUAUUCCUAAUCUCAUGUUUGACCUAGUCCCUCACAUGAAGGAUGUUGACUGCCAGACUUUAGGUGAUCUUGCAGCAGCCUUCAGCAUGAUGGUAGCAUUCUGCGCAGAAUGCAUCUUCGUACUCCGAACCUGCGCUAUGUGGGAGGUGAAGCGCCCUCUACGUUGGAUUAUGUUCAUGAUCGUAUCUGGUAUGGCAGUUGCCGGGUUAAUCAUAUUCAGUUUUGUCCCGAAGCAAUACGUGGUUGUACCUGAUAUUUCGACAUGCCAACCAUUUCAAACUGCAAAAACACCAGGGUUAUUGGCGGCGUUCCUAAUGCUCCUGAUGUUAGAAUUUGUCCUUGUUGUUUUUACCACUAUAAGGGCUGCAAAGAAUUACAGAUCGACACCGAUACCACUCCUUACACGUCUCCUCGCGCACCAUAUAUUUUACUAUGGCUGCGGAUUGCUCUUCAGCACUAUCAAUGUCCUGUGUUUGGCAUUGUUCGAAUAUGAAAAUGCCGCAGUUUUCUUCAGCCCCCAAAUAAUAAUGCAUGCAAUCUUGGCAACACGUAUGCAUUACCAGCUCUGGGAGUCCGAGAAUGUUCGAAAGAGUGAUCAAUCAGAGGAGCACCCUAUGUCGUCGCUACGUUGGCAACCCCCAGAAGAGAUUGCGACGUCUUAG